Messenger RNA from Tyto alba (common barn owl), 3490 nucleotides. RefSeq names its product solute carrier family 16 member 6 (gene SLC16A6). The record is from RefSeq and is a predicted model, not a curated record. The coding region runs from base 259 to 1830 and encodes 523 amino acids. Gene Ontology annotation, molecular function: monocarboxylic acid transmembrane transporter activity. NCBI's taxonomy places the organism in Eukaryota, Metazoa, Chordata, Aves, Strigiformes, Tytonidae. Gene Ontology annotation, biological process: transmembrane transport; monocarboxylic acid transport. The transcript has 6 exons.
GCGCGCACAUGGCGCUGCGGAGCCGCCGGCGGAGACCGGCUCCAGCCGGUAUAUAAGGGCCGGGAGCGAGCGCAGAGCAACCGCCGCCGCCGCGGGCAGCGGGAGCAGCAGCGGCCGGAGGGGCCGCCGCCUCCUCCUCCUCUUCCUCCUCUUCCUCGCCUCCCUCCUCCUCUCCUCGCCGCCGAGGGUCGCCCGCCCUGCCCCGGCCAUGGGCAGCCCCUAGCCCCGCCGCAGCACCCAGCGCCGCCCGAUCAAAAAAUGACUGUCAAAGCUGUAAAAAUGCCGUGCACCGCUGCAAAUGUUUAUACUAAAGUGCCUGACGGAGGAUGGGGUUGGACAGUUGCUUUUGCUUUCUUCUUUGUGGAAGCUCUAACGUACGGCAUUAUAAAAUCAUUUGGUGUUUUCUUCAAUGACCUGAUGGAAAGCUUUGAUGAAACCAACAGCAGGAUAUCCUGGAUAAUAUCCAUAUGUGUGUUUGUACAGACCUUCACAGCUCCUCUGUCAACGGUCCUCAGCAAUCGCUUCGGCCACCGCUUUGUGGUGAUGGCUGGAGGGGUGCUGAUCAGCACCGGCAUGGUCACCGCCUCCUUUGCCCGCACUGUUGUGGACAUGUAUGUCACCAUCGGUGUCAUCUCUGGCCUUGGAUACUGCCUCUCUUUCCUCCCGACUGUCACCAUUUUAUCACAGUAUUUUGACAAAAGACGUUCGCUGGUCACAGCAGUGGCAUCUACAGGGGAAUGUUUUGCUGUUUUCUCCUUUGCACCAGCAAUUACUGCUUUGAAGGAGCAGAUUGGCUGGAGAUACAGCCUCCUUUCUGUCGGGGUGCUCCAGCUAAGCAUUGUCAUCUGCGGAUCACUGCUGCGACCCAUUAUCAUCAAAGAGCAAGAAGAAGUGAAAGCACAGCCUCCAGAAGAGCCCACGGAGACAAAGUACAUGCUUGAAAACGAGCAAACACGCACCUCAAUAGAGUCCAUAGACUCAGGAGUAGAAAUAACUACCUCACCCAGCAAUGUGCCUGGAAACACCAAAGCAGAGCCGAAAAGUGAAGAACCAAAGGAACACGUACAGAUACUUGUUGAAAAUAACAGCACCCCUCCAGAACCAAAUACCAAACUACUGGACUUCUCUGUGAUGAGAGACUAUAGCUUUAUAUGUUAUGCAUUCUUUGGCCUGUUUGCUACUCUGGGCUUCUUUGCUCCCUCCCUCUACAUCAUUCCACUGAGCCUCAGCCUUGGCAUCAGCAAAGACCACUCUGCAUACAUACUGUCUGCCAUGGCGAUCGCAGAGGUCUUUGGAAGAAUUUCAGCUGGCUGGGUUCUCAACAAAAAGCCUAUCCGCAAGAUCUACAUUGAACUCAUCUGCGUCGUUCUGCUGUCCGUAGCGUUGUUUGCCUUCCCUUUUGCCUCUGAAUUCUGGGGCUUGAUGACAUGUAGCAUAUUUUUUGGGUUCAUGCUCGGGACGGUAGCAGGCACGCAUAUUCCCCUCCUGGCAGAAGACGACGUGGUUGGCAUCGCAAAGAUGUCUUCUGCGGCUGGAGUCUAUGUCUUCAUUCAAAGCUUAGCUGGGUUGGCUGGACCACCCCUUGCAGGUGUCUUAGUGGAUACGACACAGAACUACAGCUCGGCCUUUUAUUCCUGUGCUGCUGGCAUGGUCCUGGGUGCUGUGUUUCUGUCCCUGGUGAGACCGUGCAAGGCUGGGCUGUGCCACCGCCAGCAGCAGUGCGCGGAGGAGACCGCGGCAGAGGUUGUCCCGGAGUUACCAGAUGACUUUAUUGAAAUGGAUAUUGGAAAAGCAGAAAAUUCAGGAAAAGGCUGUGAUGGUGUGGUGUAAAAAAAAAAAAAAAACCUCUGUUCCUUUUCCAUCUAAUGUACUCGGCGUAAGACUGGGGAAAACAUCAGCUCUGCUCCAUGUUUUAAAACUACAUUCUAAGGGGAAUGUGAAAUUUUAAAUGUGAACAGUUGCUACCAACUUUUUUUUUUAUUAGAAAGAACUUUUUUAACCAACAAUGGAAAGCUCUAUAGAAAAUACAGAUAGCCGCAUAAGAAUAACAACUGUCUAGCAUGAAGAUGUGAUGCACACUCCUGCUUUCCUGACAAUAAGCAUCGGUAAAGGUUCGACUGAUCCCAGAAAAACUGCGAACAGCCACAGAGAAGCAGCUCAGCCUCUGCCUGUCCUUACCCAUCGCCCACCACAAAUUCCAUGCAGACAAGAAACCGAUGAUACGAACUGGAGACGAGCAUUUCGUACACCACCAGUAGCCAACUGAAUCUUCUUCUGGAAGAAUAUGGACUCAUGUUUUAGAUUUGAGGAGGAGGCUAGGCUAGAUAGCUGACCUAAACCAUUGAUAAUGUUCUUCUAAUUAACUUGAACGUCACAAAUGCUGGGAAAUAGGAGGCUCCGUAUGUCUUUAUGGCCAGUUAUUGCUGCACAUAUUUCAUAAGAUCAUUUUUCUUCUCCUGAUUGGUAUCCUUAGAACUGUUUUCUAUUGAUAGGCAGAUCUGAUGUACUGUUUCUAAUUUAACUAGUAUUUAUUAAUUUAUUCUAAGAGUGUUAAAGGAGGUUAGCUUAAAUAACUGGAGAGGAAAAAUCAUCUUUUGCAUAACGGAAAGCUGUCCUUAUAUCAAUCUCUUCAAUACCUAUCUUGUAUUGCUAGCUUGUGAAAUUGUUGGGAAACUUACUCUUACAGCAUAGAGUGUAGCUGUUUUUAAUAGGUAGGUCUUAGGUAACCCAGUUAUUUAAAGGAAAAAAAAAAACAAAAAAAACAACAACAUAAAAAAAAAAAAACAACAAAAAACAAAACCAAACCAACAAAUAAUAAACUACAGAUCCAGCAUCUCUUUCCUUAAGGCCUCAGCUGGGGUCACCGGACCCAGCUCCGCUGCCGUAGCCAGCCCACCCCACAGGGAGGAUCUGGCCCAGUAUGUCUUAAUGUACCCCAAACCUUCGCUUCCAGGUGCACAAGGAAAUCUUUGCCCCAUUGCUGAAUGAAGGUGGAAGCCCCCCCGGCCCCUCGCAGUCUGCUCCCCGCAUCUGCCAACCGGCGGGGGCACGGGGUGGCUGGUCUGAGCUGUACCCCCUUCCCCGGCUCUCCCUGCUCCCCCAAAGUCAGCAAGAGGUUUUUUAGAGACUUUUUUUUUUUUUUUUUUUUUUUUUGGCUGCUGACUUCAGUGAGAACUGGAGCCUGUGCACGUGGAAGGCAUGAAGGGAAUGAUCAAAGCCAACAUAUUAGCUCGUCAUUUAGUCUUAAUGGGAGAGAUUCCUACUCACAGUGACACAAGCUUGCUUACCCCACCUAUAUGCAUCUUAACGCCUCUAGGCAACUCAGGGGGACAAAUAAAACAAGUCUGUUUUGGUUUGGAGAAAAAGCCAAACCAACAUUUCUGUGUAUUUAAGUGGAAGUGGUAUCAUGCAUUAACUGCUAUGCUGACCUGUCUGUAUUUUACCAGCCAUAGAAAUGUGGGACAAUCUGUUUAAAAAAAAAAACAAACAA